Molecule: messenger RNA, 4374 nt
Organism: Carassius gibelio (silver crucian carp)
Lineage: Eukaryota; Metazoa; Chordata; Actinopteri; Cypriniformes; Cyprinidae
Gene: tbcela
Product: tubulin folding cofactor E-like a
Exons: 7
Coding region: 2-1285 (427 amino acids)
Biological process (GO): protein folding
Molecular function (GO): alpha-tubulin binding
Source: RefSeq, a predicted model, not a curated record
AAUGGAAGCUUCUGAGACAGAAGGCCGCAGUUUUAUGCAGGCGAUCUGUGAGAAGUACAGCCCGGAAAACUUCCCUUGCCGUCGGGGUCCUGGCCUGGGUGUCGUGGUUGUGCCGUCUGUACAUCAGGGAUCACCUAUGAAAGACCGUCUGAACCUGCCCAGUGUUCUGGUUUUGAAUGGCUGUGGAAUCAGUCAUGCAGGAGAAGAGGGAGAAAUCGCUGCCUUCUGUACUCAUGUUGUUGAACUUGAUCUGUCCCAUAACAAGCUCCAAGACUGGCAUGAGAUCGGCAAGAUUGUUUCUAACAUCCCGAACCUGGAGUUCUUGAACCUCAGCUCUAAUCAGCUGAGUGAUGCAGUCUUGGAACCGGACUGCACAAAGGCCUUUUCUAGCAUCCGCCGCCUCGUUCUUAACAAUACGCAGGUGUCCUGGGAAACAGUGCACACAUUCACACAAGAGAUGCCUGAACUAGAGGAGCUGUUCCUGUGCCUUAAUGAGUACACCACUGUGACACCGGCCGCCAUGCCCUGCCCCACACUGCGUCUGCUUCACAUCACAGAUAACAACCUCCAGGAGUGGAGUGAAGUACGAAAAUUUGGCUCCAUGUUUCCUGCACUCGACACUCUGGUUAUGGCCAACAACAACCUGAGCUCCAUCCAAGACUCGGUAGAAAUCCUUCAGAGGCUCUUCCCUAACCUUCGAAGCAUCAAUCUGCAUAACUCAGGACUUAAUCGAUGGGAGGACAUUGAGAAGCUAAACUGUCUGCCCAAACUAGAAGAAGUGAGGUUGCAAGGCAUUCCUCUACUGCAAGCUUACACAAGCAUGGAGCGUCGCAGUCUAAUGAUAGCCCAACUGCCAUCAGUGACCUCCCUGAAUGGGAGUGUCGUGACGGAUGGCGAGAGAGAAGAUGCUGAGAGAUUCUUCAUCCGUUAUCACUUGGAUCAUUCAGAGGAAGCGCUGCCCCACAGAUAUCACUGCUUGGUGACCAAAUAUGGGAAACUGGCUCCUCUGGCUGAGAUUGACCUGAGACCACGUUUCCAUGCCAAAGUGGAGGUACGCUAUGAAGAAAAAGUGGAGCAGGUGAGUAUCCGUUUGGACCAGACGGUCGCAGGGCUGAAGAAGCAGCUGAGGACUGUUGUGCAGCUCCCCACCAGCAACAUGCGUCUGUACUACAUCGACAAGAGUUCUGCCUUUGGCCCCGACGAGUUGAAGUACAACGCACGGGCCUUGCACUCUUACAGCAUUCAAGAUGGGGAUGAGAUCCUGGUAGUUCCCAAAACAAAAUAACCGUCUUUUUUCAGGAUCACAAAAAAAGCUAUAUUUAAAUAACCAAAUCCAAUUUUAAUUAGCGCCAUCUAAGCUCCACAGAGUGAACGGGACUGUCUUUCAGGGAAAAACCUCUAGGAUUUGCAGGGGCUUUAGUUCGGCAAAUAAUCUGUCACAUCUCUACACGGUCAUAAGAAACACCGUGUGCACCUUUGGUUUUGUUGCUGUUAUUAAAGGUUUGCUUUUUGUCUUCAGACUUCACUAGCACCCAUGUAUUUUGAAAUGCCUGUUUCUUCAAAUAUAAAGCACAGCAGAGGGCUAUGGCAGCCCAGGAUGUGCUUAUUACAGAUUUUAAGACAAUCACCCAUAGCUGAAAAAAAAUGUUGCACUGCACUGAUGUCUUAAAGAAGAAAUCAUGGAUAUCCAUUGCCUGCUGAUGUGUGUUGUAUGCUGUCAACCGUUAUUUACAUGCAAAAGACUCUCGGGCCUUAUAUAUUAUAUGGGCAGUGCUAAAUUCACAUGAGGAAAGAUUUGCAAAACAUCUUAUUCACAAAUGUUUUUAAAUGUCCAGUUCGAUUUGAUUAUCCUAUUGAAGAAUCCAGAAGGAAAUUGCGGAGUCGCCUGCAUUUGCUAUUUUAUGUGGUAUCUUUUUGUUUUGAUCCCUCAGAAUAUGUAUUUUAGUACUUUCUCUGCCGCAUUGGAAGUGGGCACUUAAACUUGUACCUCCAAUACAAAGCAUAUGCUGAGAAAAGUGCUUAUCUUCAUUUCAUUUGCAUCCAUAUUAUGGAGUGUGUUUAUUUUCUUUUACUCGCAGAAUAAUAAGUGGCAAAUCAUCAGUCCACCAAAGAUUACAUAUGUAUUAUAAUAUAUUUAUUCACAGUAUUUAUUAUUGAGUUACUGAUUGGUGUUAUUUAUUAAAAAUGAAACAAAACAAAUCGAUAGCAAACCAAUCAAUGUGAAUGACUCUAUCUGGCCAGAAAAACAUAAGCAGGAAAUUUGGCUCAUAUGUUAAUUUAAAAGAAUACUCAAAAUGUUCUCGCCCUCAGGCCAUCUAAGAUAAAGAUGAGUUUUUUUGGCCAUUGGAAGAGAUUUAUCAUUACAUCAUUUGCUCGCCAACGGAUCCUCUGCAGUGAAUGGGUGCCGUCAGAAUGAGAGUCCAAACAGCUCAUAAAAUCAUCACAAUAAUCCACAAGUAAUUCACAUGAGUCCAGUCCAUUAAUGAAUGUCUUGUGAAGUUAAAAGAUGCAUGUUUCUAAGAAAAAAAUUUGUAAAGGUGAAAUUGCUUUCUCCAGUGAAAAAGUCCUCUCAUCUAAAUCAAAAGAGAUGUGCAUAUUUCUUUCCUGAUUCAGACAAGAUUACUUUUCAAGCACUAUUUCUAAGUGAAAUAGUCCAAAACAGUUCUAAACCUUAUCAGUGGAUUUCAAUGUGAGAAUACAACAGGGGAUCGACAAGUUGAGUCAUAUGGAUUAUUGUGAUGUUUUUAUCAGCUGUUUGGACACUCAUUAUAAUGGCACCCAUUCACUGCAGAGGAUCUGUUGGUGACCAAGUCAUGUAAUGCUAAAUUUCUCCAAAUCCAUUCAUUUAUAAUUUCCUCAUGUUGAUCCAAACCUUUAUGACUUUAUUUAAUCUAGGGGGCAUAAAAGAAAAUGUUUUUUGAUGGUAUUUUAUCCAUACCAAAAGGGAAGCCAACAUUCUUCAGAACAUCUUUUGUGUUCCACAGAAGAAAGAAAAAUCAUACAGAUUUGGAAUGUAAGUUAUCAACGGUUUCAUUUGUGUGUUUUUUAUUUUUUUAUUUUAACUUUUUAAAAACACAGAAAUGUUUUAUUUUGUUUAUCAUUUUAAAGAUACUGCAGCUUGACUAAAAUGUGUGUUGAAAUUCAGAAAGUUCAUUCUACAGAAUGAAUGUUUAGUGACUGAAACUGGUGAAAACCUAGUUUGUUGUAUUUUUUAUUUCAUAUAUAACAUGAUAGCAUGAUUUGAAGGAUGGACUGAAAGGAAAAGCACUGAGAUACUUUCAGCAUCACUGUCAGUGUGCCACAUUACACUGACACUCGCAAAUGCUUAGGUUAGAUGAGCUUUUCUCUUAUGUACUGAUAUAUAAAAGUGUAUGAAAUUAUGUGAAAAUGUUGAAGGCUAGAAGCAUUUCUCAUUAAACAUUCUAGUCAGUAAGACGUGAUUUUGAAUUAAGUUGUCAUUCAGAAUUUGGAGUCAGUUUUCACAUCAUUGUAUAACCAAACCGUGAAAUGAGUAGAGAUUUAAUUAUGACUUAUAUGAGUAUAACUUAAACUGAAGUGGAACAUGAAAUGUUAAAAUCAGCUUGCAGAUUUAAAAAAAUGUUGUUAGGUUGGAGAAAGAAAGUUGAUAAAGAUGAAGAUUCUAGCAUCCUCUAUGCCUUUCUCUUUCUGCUUUUAUCUGCGACCCCUAAUCAAACAUUAAAGCAAAAUGAAGAACUGUCUCUCUCUCUCUCUCUCUCUAGAGAUUUCCCUUUUAGGUUUUUCACAUUUGCAUAAUUAUUAUUAUUUUUACCUAUAUGUAUGCAUUAUUGAUAUUCCAAUUUUACGAUCCUUGAAGGUAAUGCCACUUAAACUGUGACUGGCGCAUAUGAAGUGUGAAGAUGAAAGUUAAGUUUACCACUAUACCACUCGACAUUUAUUUACCAGACAUUUUUCAAUAAUUGUGACUCACAGUACACUAUUCUUUUUGUAUCCAGAUUGUACAUUUAAUAUUUAUUUUGCUGUUUUUGUUAGGAUAUUAUUUGUUGAAUUGUUUCUCAGUUAGCAUUAUCUGUUGUACAUUUGCAGUUCUUAAUCUUCAGUUAAAGUUAAUUUUGUAAAGGGUGUGUAAAAGGCUGUUAAGCAUCAAAGGGAGGAGAAUUCCAGAGAAUAAUUUAUCUAAUGGAUGCAUUAGGCCUGUUAUUGUAAUGAACACUUACAUAUUUCAAGUUGAGUUGCACACAGUCACUCCAUUAACGUGUUACCAUUUUAAAAUCAGAUUUGACUGUUUUAUACCAUUGAUUUGCCAGCGUAUGUGCACAAUAAUGUAUCUAUGUUUGAAAGUUGGAAGUGUGUCAAAGGCUAAGCAAAAAUAAACUUGUAUUUUACUGGCUGUCA